UUUUUUUUUAACAAUAUUAGCAACUACGCCCUAUUUCACUUCACAAUGAGCGCGCUUGCGGCAAUCAGCCUUGGAAUCAACUACGAAAAUGAGAUAGGCGAGAUAAGCAAGUUCAUGCAAAAGUUCACGACGGAGGGGGGCAAGAAGACGAUGGAGCAGGACGGGGACGCGGAGAUGGCGGAGCUGUCUGUGGGGACGUCUGAGACAAAGUACAUGGAUAUUCUGCAGGCAGUGGCGGACCGCAAGCAGGACACGAUUUCGAUUGCGCUCGACGACCGUUUCACGCACGACAAGUCGCUGGCGUUCCGCAUUGAGCACAAUGCCAAGACAUACGAGGACCCGGAUGCCGACGUCCUCGAUCGCGACCAGCGAGAUGCGGCAGCGCGGCGGCAGCAAGGGGAGGGAGCGGGGGGUGAGGAGUUUCCAGCAGUUCUGACGCGGCGGUACACGGUGCAGCCAGCGCAGGCGGUGCUGCGGGGAAUAGUGACGCGGGUGUCGGAUGUGCGGCCGGCGAUGGUGGUGGCAGCGUAUCUGUGCGAUGCGUGCGGCAGCGAGGUGUUCCAGGAGUGCGCUAGCGCGCGGUGCACGCGCGGCUCGCGGCUCGUGCGGUUCCAGGAGGUCAAGGUGCAGGAGCAGCCGGACCAGGUGCCGAUGGGGGACAUUCCGCGGACACUCAGCGUGCACUGCUACGAGGGGGCGGUGCGGCAGCUGAACCCGGGCGACGUGGCGGUGAUCAGCGGGGUGUUUCUGCCGCAGCCCUACACUGGGUUCCGGGCGCUGCGGGCGGGGCUGCUGGCGGAUACGCUGCUGGAGGCACAUCACUACGACCAGCUGGCCAGCGAGGCGACGGCGGAGCACGACGAUGUGUAUGGACGUGUGUCGCGUGCGAUUGCCCCCGAAAUCUUUGGCCACGACGACGUCAAGAAGGCGCUGCUUUUGCUGCUGGUGGGAGCACCGGCCAAGCGCACCGGCGAUGGAAUGGCGAUCCGUGGCGACAUCAACGUGUGUCUGAUGGGUGAUCCGGGAGUUGCAAAGUCGCAGCUGCUGCGGUUUGUGUCCAAGGCGGCGCCGCGUGGGGUGUAUACGACGGGACGCGGGUCGUCGGGUGUGGGACUGACGGCAGCGGUGACGCGGGAUCCCGUGACCGGCGAGCUUGUGCUGGAGGGCGGGGCGCUGGUGCUGGCGGACCACGGGAUCUGCGCUAUUGAUGAGUUCGACAAGAUGGACGAGGGCGACCGCACAGCCAUCCAUGAGGUGAUGGAGCAGCAGACGAUCUCGGUGGCUAAGGCUGGCAUCACCACGACGCUGAAUGCACGCACGGCUAUCCUGGCAGCAGCAAAUCCGGCUCGCUCGCGGUACAACCCGCGGCUGACGCCCGAGGAGAACAUCAAUCUGCCAGCGGCUUUGCUGAGCCGAUUCGAUGUGCUGUUCUUGAUGCUGGACCGGCCGAACCACGACGACGACCUGCAGCUGGCGCGACAUGUCGCACACGAGUCGGACGACGAGAUCGACAUGGACCUCUUGCGGCUGUUUGUGGCCGACGCGCGCGCGCGCACGCCCAGCAUGCCGCGCACUGUGGCGGACUAUGUGGUGGGCGCGUAUCUGAGCCGCGACACAAGCCGCGGCUCAAUCGACACGGGCAUGGGGGGAGCGCAGCGCAGCAGCAUCGGCAGCACGACGCCGCGCACGCUGCUGGGGAUUGUGCGGCUGGCGCAGGCACGUGCGCGGGUGCGCGGGCAGGACCAGGUUGGCAUUGAGGAUGUGGACGAGGCCCUGCGGCUGAUGGAUGCAGCGCAGGUGACGCUGGAUGCACAGCCGGGCCGAGCGGUGCGCACUGAUCCGGUGUCGGCGAUCUUCCAGAUCAUGGCGCGGCUGGCGCGGCAGGGCGGGCCGGAGCUGCGCUACAAUGAGGUGCUGGAGCGCACGGGCCUGGCGCCAGUGCCUGAGGCAGUCAACCUGGCGCAGACCAAGAUUACGUUUGUCGCGGCCGUCAACGAGUAGAAGAGCGGGUUUACAUUUCUUCAGCUAGCAUUUCCUUUCCAUUUAAAA
Linderina pennispora is the source of this 2049-nucleotide messenger RNA. RefSeq names its product MCM-domain-containing protein. NCBI's taxonomy places the organism in Eukaryota, Fungi, Kickxellomycota, Kickxellomycetes, Kickxellales, Kickxellaceae. The record is from RefSeq and is a predicted model, not a curated record. Gene Ontology annotation, molecular function: ATP hydrolysis activity; single-stranded DNA helicase activity; single-stranded DNA binding. The transcript has 16 exons. Gene Ontology annotation, biological process: DNA replication; DNA replication initiation; DNA strand elongation involved in DNA replication. Gene Ontology annotation, cellular component: MCM complex; nucleus. Bases 46 to 2001 code for a protein of 651 amino acids.